This is a messenger RNA of Pygocentrus nattereri (red-bellied piranha), 1083 nucleotides long. Its product is annotated as vomeronasal type-2 receptor 1-like. The transcript has 2 exons. Lineage: Eukaryota; Metazoa; Chordata; Actinopteri; Characiformes; Serrasalmidae. Gene Ontology annotation, molecular function: G protein-coupled receptor activity. Gene Ontology annotation, cellular component: membrane. Bases 1 to 1083 code for a protein of 360 amino acids. Gene Ontology annotation, biological process: G protein-coupled receptor signaling pathway. The record is from RefSeq and is a predicted model, not a curated record.
AUGAGUUUCAGGGAUCUGAGUAUCGCCCGAGCCAUGGAGUUCGCCGUCCACGAGAUCAACAACAGAACAGAUCUAUUGCCGGGAAUCACGUUAGGAUACCAGAUACACGAUUCCUGCGGUGCAGUGUCGAUGGCUGUUAAAGUUGCAUUUCAGUUUGCAAACGGCAUGGAACCAUUUUACAAUGAUACUGAUUCCUGUUCAAAAUCUGCAGCUGCAGCUGUUCCUGCUCUCGUGGGAGAGUCUACUUCCACCCCCUCUAUCAGUAUGGCCAGAAUACUGGGUCUUUUUGGAAUUCCACAGGUGAGUCAUUUCGCAAGCUGCGCAUGUCUGAGUGAUAAGCGUCAGUAUCCUGCCUUCCUCAGGACCGUGCCUAGUGACCACCACCAAGCGGCCGCACUAGCAAAAAUAGUCAAGCAUUUUGGCUGGACAUGGAUUGGGGCAGUGCGCAGCGACUCAGACUAUGGCAAUUAUGGAAUGGCGUCGUUUCUAAAGGCUGCGCAGGAGGAGGGAAUCUGUGUGGAGUACUCCGAGUCCUACUACAGAACACAACCGCGCAGUAAACUGGAGAGAGUAGCGAACGUCAUCCGGAGAUCAACAGCCAGGGUAAUAGUAGCGUUUGUUCAAUCAGGCGACAUGAGGUUAUUGUUGCAAGAACUGGCUAAACAGCCGCCGCCUCCCCUUCAGUGGAUCGGCAGCGAAGCGUGGAUCAUACAAUCAGAAUUUCUGACCUAUAACAUGUGCGCUGGGGCGAUAGGAUUUAGUGUCGCCAACUCGGUGAUUCCAGGUUUCCGUGAGUUUCUUCUGGAUCUCUCUCCAGCACAAGCACUGAAAUCUCCUCUGCUAACGGAGUUUUGGGAGAGCUCGUUCAGCUGUAGUCUAAUAGGCUCCUCAGGGGGCGCGCGGAAAUGUGACGGCAGCGAGGAUAUCCGCGCGCUCCAGAACCCGUAUACAGACACGUCGCAGCUUGGCGAGUCUAACCUGGUGUAUAAAGCUACGUAUGCCAUAGCGCAUGCCAUCCACGGUGUUAUCUGUAAUGACACGCAGUGCGACAAGAGCGCUAAAUUCACACCAUGGCAGGUAUGA